Messenger RNA from Trichosurus vulpecula (common brushtail), 2167 nucleotides. RefSeq names its product immunoglobin superfamily member 21 (gene IGSF21). Bases 1 to 1992 code for a protein of 663 amino acids. The transcript has 15 exons. Gene Ontology annotation, cellular component: adherens junction. Lineage: Eukaryota; Metazoa; Chordata; Mammalia; Diprotodontia; Phalangeridae. Gene Ontology annotation, biological process: heterophilic cell-cell adhesion; homophilic cell-cell adhesion. The record is from RefSeq and is a predicted model, not a curated record.
AUGACUGCCAUCGAGUCCCAGGACAAGGUCUGUGAAUGGACCCAAACCCUAGAGACUGGAACUUCCUUCUCCCCUACUUCCCUAUUCCAUGGACCAACCUCUCUGGCCUGCACCAACAGCCCUGUUAACCAGAAGAUAGAGGCGCCUCCUGCCUGGCCCAAUGGAGACAUCUUGGAGGUUCGCCUCGGGGCUGCCCAGGAGUCGGCUAAGUGUUUGAAAGGAGCCUGGCUCCGGGGAGGUUUCUCCACGUCUUCACUCGAUGCUUUCUGGGGAGUAGAAAAGUCAGUGGCCUCUGCUGUGCGCCACUGCCUCCUCUCCGUGGGCAAAACCAAGUGCAGUGACAAGCGGCCUAAGGGAGAGGAUGAUGAUGAUGAUCUUCCUACUGGCUCAAAAUUCCAUCAGUCUGAGAUGGCCCAGCCCCUGGUCUAUGACCCAGCCCAUGCUGAGCAGAGUAGGAGUGGGAGGACAGAGGCCAUUUUCCCCCUGUUCUUUCUGAGUGUCCUAGGCACAUUCUCAGUGCUGGAGUCAGUGUUUGGCACUCAGCAGGAUGAAUCAGUGACGCCCUCAGUGCCCAAGGCGCUCUCUGACACUGCAGAUGGCAGACUGUGCUUGCAUCAUCUCACCCCCUGCCUCCUUUCCCUCUCUUGUUCCAUUACAGGCUACCUGACUGUCAGCAUUGAGCCGCUUCCACCAGUAGUGGUUGGAGAUGCUGUGACGUUGAAAUGUAACUUUAAGACGGAUGGCCGGAUGCGAGAGAUCGUCUGGUACAGGGUGACAGACGGUGGGACCAUCAAGCAAAAGAUCUUCACAUUUGAUGCCAUGUUCUCCACCAACUCUUCCCACAUGGAGAAUUACCGGAAGAGGGAAGACCUUGUCUAUCAGUCCACUGUGAGGCUGCCUGAGGUCCGGAUCUCCGACAAUGGGCCCUAUGAGUGUCACGUGGGGAUCUAUGACCGAGCCACGAGGGAGAAGGUGGUCCUGGCAUCCGGCAACAUCUUCCUCAAUGUCAUGUCUCCUCCCACCUCCAUUGCUGUUGUGGCUGCCGACACACCUGCCCCAUUUAGCCGCUAUCAGGCUCAGAACUUCACCCUGGUCUGCAUCGUGUCAGGAGGGAAGCCGGCCCCUGUGGUUUACUUCAAGCGAGAUGGUGAGCCCAUAGAAGCUGUGUCCCUGUCAGAACCCGCAGUGGGGACAGCCGCCCUCCACGAUGGCCAGGCAUUUCGUAGCCUGCUGCACCGUGACCAGGAUGACACUAAGAUGCAGAAAUCCCUCUCCCUACUGGAUGCCGAGGGCAGGGGUGGGCAUCCCUACACCGAGGGGCCCUUCCGGGGCCUGACCCCAGACCCAAGCCUUGUCCUCCAACCUACAACUGAGAACAUCCCAGAGACUGUGGUGAGCCGAGAGUUCCCCCGCUGGGUCCACAGUGCAGAGCCUGUCUAUUUCCUGCGUCAUAGCCGUGCCCCGGGCAGUGAUGGCACUGUGGAGGUGCGAGCCCUGCUCACCUGGACCCUCAACCCUCAGGUGGACAAUGAGGCCCUCUUCAGCUGUGAGGUCAAGCACCCAGCUCUCUCCAUGCCCAUGCAGGCUGAGGUCACACUUGUUGCCCCCAAAGGCCCAAAAAUCAUGAUGACGCCAGCCAGAGCCCGAGUGGGAGACACCGUGAGGAUCCUGGUCCACGGCUUUCAGAACGAAGUCUUCCCUGAGCCCCUCUUCACAUGGACCCGAGUGGGGAGCCGUCUCCUGGAUGGCAGUACAGAGCAUGACGGGAAGGAGCUGGUGCUGGAGAGAGUGCCUGCCGAGCUCAAUGGCUCCAUGUACCGAUGCACGGCCCAGAAUCCCCUGGGCUCCACCGACACCCACACCCGCCUCAUCGUAUUUGAAAACCCAAAUAUUCCCAGAGGAACAGAGGACUCCAAUGGUUCGGCUCCGAGCCCCGUUGGGGCCAGGCUAACUUGGGUGUUCGCCCUCACAGUGAUCCUCGAGUUGACGUGAAGGUCGGAGACCCCUCUCCUCUCGGUGGCUCCAUCCGCCAUCCACAUCUCCGUCCAUCGGUCGGAUUUCAUUUCUUUUCUAAAACUAUUUCCAAGUCUUGUUCUCGGUCUCUUUCUGUCUGUGUCUUGGCUUCCUCAGUCAGUUUAAUUAAAAGAAACGAAACCAUUUUCCCCUA